AUGGGCAUAUCCUGGUUGAUCACAACAUUGCCUUUAAUAGGGUAUGCUCAAGUUGCUGCCUUGCCAUCGACUAGACAUCUUGAACCAGCCCCGGCGCAGCUCCCGUUCCAACCUCUCGAUCCUCAACGAUGGGUUAACCCAGACAAUAUGACAUGGGAAGACUACAAGAAGCCACCAGGAACUAGCUGGAAUGACCCUAAUCGCAAGGGCUCCGUCCGAAAUUUCAAAAUUGCUCUCGUUGCGAUCGACUAUUCGGAUACGUCUUUCGUUAUAUCAAUGAAGCCAGGAGCCACUGUAUUUGGUAACCCGCAGCCAGCGGCCAAUAAUAUUCCACGAAGCGACGUGCCUGCAUUUUACCGCGACUUUCUUAACAAGCCUGGCGAUUUGAACAGAGGGCACACAUUGCAUGAAUAUUGGAUGGAAGACUCUGCUGGACGGUUCGGUGUAGAGCUGACGGCGUUUGGGCCAUAUAAGCUACCAGCGCGGUCCUGGGAAUACGGUAUUGGUGAUGGCGGAUCUUGCCCAAGCAAAGGAAAAUGUGGUCAAGAUGCUCACAGAGUCGCUAUCAAUGCAUUCAAGAAAGAAACGGGCAAUGAGUCUGGAAAAUAUGAGCUCAUUUUUGUUGUGGCAGCUGGGCAUGACGAAUCAUCGACAUGGCAAGAAUUUGGAGAGAUGAAGUUCAACAGCAAGGACGAGAUUCCCGACGCGUUUGGGCCGCCUCCCGAUAGCGGAUCAAAAGCCAUGAAGAACGCUGCCACCACUCGUUACGUCGCCUGGACUAGUUGGCAAGCCGGUGCCACCAUCUGGCCUCACGCUUUUCCAAGUUCCUCAAUCCAGGGCGAGAGUUCGGGUAUGGGCGUGUAUGCUCACGAGCUCAGCCAUCUUCUGAAGAUCUGGGAUAACUAUAACAAUCCUUUCGGCAACCCUAUGAGGCGAUCAUUCACUGGUCCAUGGUCCAUGAUGUCGAGAGGAACCUUUAAUGGGCCAGGAGGCCCGCACACACGGUGGCAUAUUCCUCCAACCCAGGGUGGCGCCUUGGGAUCCCCACACACCAUGCGAGAUAAGAUUCAACUGAAGCUAGUAGAUGAGAGUAGAGUCAUAAAAGCCACGCGAGAUGGGUUGGCCAAGUCGGGGCUCAUCACGGCACAGAUUACUGCCCGUGUUAUUGCGGGAAAGACGAUGGGAAUUCGCAUCGACAUUGGCAAGGAUAGGGCUCCAAAAUGUGACACUAGGUCCGAUCCCUUAUGUGACGGCGGUGGCUACAACGCUUAUGAUAUUGAGGUUGUUGACCGGCUAGGCUCCGAUUCCUUCCAGGCAGAUUCAGGCGUUCUUAUCACGAAAGUCAAGUACAGUGAUAGCUCCAUGCCUUUCCAAUGGGUAAUCGACGCGAAUCCGAAAGAUCUUGGCCUCGUUGACUUUAUUCGUCCCAACAGUAAAGAAGCAAAGAUCACACUAGGUGAUUUUCGUCAGCUUCUUGACGCCCUGUUCCACGCUGGUGGUAAAUCCGGAAGCCAGUUUGAGCAUAUCGACAAAGAUAACGGCUUACAUAUAUAUGUGGUUGACCGUCAUCGAUCUCCUGAAGGAGAACUAUCAUACACUGUCGCAGUAAGAUCUCUCGACGGUAAAGGCCCUCAUACCCAGGCAGUUGAGGUUGCCCAAGGCGAGCCGGUGAAGCUGGAUAAGCAAACACCAACGACUACCGGAGUAUUUUGUUCUUUCACGAUAACCAAUAAGGGCAGCCCAAAGUUUAGCGAGUUGGACUCUGCUAACACCAAGAGAGAAGUAUAUCGACUAAAUGCUGCUGUUGAAGGGUCGGGUUGGAAGACUGAGCUGCCCAAUUCUCUAGUAGCAGCUGAAUUUGGCAAGUCUUCGACUGUUUUUGUAUCCAUGGGCGUCUCACCCGACGGUGCUGAUAGUGGUAUUAUUACCCUCACAGCCACGUCUGAGUCGGAUCCAAGUGUCAAGCAUGCCGCCAAGUGUACUGUAGCUAAGAAGUUUAAUGAGGCGAUACGAUAG
Molecule: messenger RNA, 2016 nt
Organism: [Torrubiella] hemipterigena
Lineage: Eukaryota; Fungi; Ascomycota; Sordariomycetes; Hypocreales; Clavicipitaceae
Source: the annotation of a GenBank genome assembly